Messenger RNA from Chaetomium globosum CBS 148.51, 945 nucleotides. RefSeq lists its product as uncharacterized. The coding region runs from base 1 to 945 and encodes 314 amino acids. The record is from RefSeq and is a predicted model, not a curated record. The transcript has 4 exons. NCBI's taxonomy places the organism in Eukaryota, Fungi, Ascomycota, Sordariomycetes, Sordariales, Chaetomiaceae. Gene Ontology annotation, molecular function: oxidoreductase activity.
AUGCAUUUAGCUCCGUUCAUCAUCACGGCUGGGCUCUCCGCUGCGGCGAUCAUUCCCCGACAAACCAAUACCUGCGACAACCCUAUCAAGCGCGUAGAAUGGCGAGAGUUGGACCCGACUCUCCAAACCCAGUACAUCGACGCUCUCUUGUGUCUCAAGACCAAGCCGUCUGAAAUAGGUCUCAACACGACACGCUACGACGAUUUCCCCUAUGUGCAUACCCACCUUGACAAAAGCAUCCACACGGUGGCCAUGUUUCUCCCCUGGCACAGGAUGUUCGUUCAAGUCUACGAACAAGCCCUGGUUGAUUGCGGCUACACUGGUCCCAUGCCGUAUUGGGAUUGGACGCUCGACACGGCGGAUGUGACUAGGUCUCCCAUUUGGGACCCGAUCCACGGAUUUGGCGGCAACGGCGACCCCAGCGUCGAUCCCUGGACCGAAAGCAGCAAGAAAAAGUGCCUCGUGGACGGACCUCUGCAGGGCGUCGUGCCCGCCUACACGAUGGGGGGAUAUGAACCGCACUGCCUGGCCCGGAACUGGAACAACGGAACUGCCUUUCCCGGAAACAUGUUUGCUCAGCAUUACACGACCGAGGCUGUGGCGGCCAUCCACGCUCUUGAAGACUACGCAUCCUUCCGCUACCAGCUCGAGGGUGGGCCGCACGGCGCCGUUCACUCUGCCGUCGGCGGCGAUAUGAUGCCUGCUACAUCGCCGAACGACCCCAUCUUCUUCCUCCAUCACACCCAGGUCGACCGGCUGUGGGCUCUCUGGCAGCAGGAGAACCCCGUGGCUCGGAACAUGGACUUUGCUGGCCCAAAGACCCAGGACCAGAACACGACAGAAGCCACACUCGACGAUAUCAUGCCGUUUAUGGGUAUUACGCCGGAUAUCAAGGUGGCAGAGGUCAUGGAGAUCGGGACGCCCCGACUCUGUUACAGUUAUUAA